Coffea arabica (coffee) is the source of this 638-nucleotide messenger RNA. Lineage: Eukaryota; Viridiplantae; Streptophyta; Magnoliopsida; Gentianales; Rubiaceae. The record is from RefSeq and is a predicted model, not a curated record.
UCUUCUUAUAAUGAAAAAGUGGCUGCUGUGGUUCUUGAUAAUGCUCCUCGAAAUGCAUCUUAUACUUCUCCUACGAUCCAAAAGGAGAUAUUGUCCAUUUGGUCGAUCAAGAUACAAAAGCAUAUUCGAGAGGAGAUUAGUGAUUCAAAAUUUUCUAUACUUGUUGAUGAGGCUCAAGAUAGAUCAAAAAGAGAGCAAAUGACUAUUGUUCUUAGAUUUGUGGACAAGCAAGGCUAUAUUCGAGAGAGAUUUUUUGACAUUGUUCAUGUGCACGAAACCAAUUCCUUGACUUUGAAGAAGGAGAUAUGUGAUGUCCUUUCUCGCCAUAAUCUUAGUGUGCAAAACAUUCGUGGCCAAGGAUAUGAUGGAGCUAGUAACAUGCGUGGAGAAUGGAAUGGACUGCAAGCAUUAUUUAUUCAGGAGUGCCCCUAUGCAUAUUAUAUUCACUGUUUUGCUCAUCGACUGCAAUUAACAUUGGUAGCAACAUCUCAAGAGCUACAACAGAGCGUGCAUUUUCUGCUAUGAAAAUCAUCAAGACUUGUUUGCGUUCUAGGAUGGAGGAAGACUUUCUUGCCAACUCUAUGAUAAUGUAUAUUGAGAAAGAAAUUGCUAGAACUUUUGAUGUAAAUUCAAUCAUU